AUGGCGGCACAACUCUGAACACACUACAAACCACUUAACUGUACUUUUAAAACAGGUGAACGAUGUGUACAUAUACCUCAGAUAAGGCUGUUUUUAAACAUGUAAAGGUGUCUUAUGAGUGACAGUCAAGACAAAGGGUCUUCUUCUGUUGGUGUCACAGGAAGUGACACAGAGCAUAACCCCCAGCACCGCCCAGCAACUGCUCAGCUCCUUCCUGACCCUGCAGAUGGGCUUCUGUGGACCCUUCAUGUCAGUGGGAUCAUUUGUGGUCCUUUGUGCCCAGCUCCUCUCACCACGUGUUUGUGAGGUUCGUCCAGGUUGUGGUGAGUGUCCCAGUCCCGCCCCCUCAUGGCCGAUCACACUCCACUGUGUGAAUGGACGUAGCCAUCCAUCCAUCAAUGGCAUGUGGGCGGCUCCCACUUUUUGGCUGCUGUGAACAUGGAUGUACAGUUUUGUGUGGAAGAGGGCCACCUAGGGACGCCACUCGGCACAGCACGGCAGAUGUCGUGGGCCGAGCCGAGCAGGUGCUGUUGCCACCGAGAACGAGCCUGACCGUCCAGCGCUAGCACACAGGGAACACCAGACAACGUGUCCCGGGAAAGGGGGACGCGCAGGACGAGUCCUGCCCCUUCAAACAAGUUGACAACAGCCUGCUCAGUGCAGAGCUGGGACCGUGUAAAGAGAAAAUGAGAUGAGGAGUGACGAGGGUGCAUCCCCGAGUUGGACACCCACCCCCGACUGACCGAGAGCUGUAACUGUUUUCCAUGAGCACAGAACAACUGAAGGAGAAGGUAAGGCUGGAAGCAGGGCCCUCUCCCUCCAGAGCGGGACCCCUAGCUGGGCCGUGUACGAACCCCGACCCCAGGCAGAGAGCUGGAGUCUUCGCACAGGCCGGCGCUGCCGGGAUGAGCUCCCGCAACAUGUCCUGGGUACGCUACCCGAGCCGCGUCUCCGCAGCAGUAGAAGACGUCAUCGCCUCACAGGGCAUCAUCUCCAGGUGUGCGCAAGUCUAUGUGGCUCUGCUCGUCCCAGUGAGCUUGCUAACCGGACUGUUCAACUUGACCACCUUCAUUCGGGGCCGUGCCAGGCUGGGGCGCCUGGAUGCGUUCCUCGCAGACCUCACUGUCACCAACGUGCUGGUGACGCUGCUCUCACUCACCGCUGCCAACCGGCCGGACUACCUGGCCACAAGCCACCUGGGCUGUGCCGCCCUCUCCUUUCUGUCCAACGUCUGCUAUUUCAAUGCCCAGUAUGUGCAGCUGGCCAUGCUCUUUGUGUUCCUGCGGCAGGGCCCCUCGUCCUGUCUGCGCAUGGACACCAAGGGGGCCACUGGGCCUGUGUGGGGCCUGGCCGCCCUUGGGGGCUGUGCCCUCUGCAGCUCCCUGGGAGUGGUGUCCCUGCUGGGCACGUCCGGGGAGCUGCACAGACCCACUCUGUGCCAGCUGGACCCUCUGACCGCCUGGCCGGAGUAUGAAAUUGUCAAGGUUGGCCUGGGCUGCGGGCUUGCGCUCAUCCUGGAGCUGGCAUUCCUCACUCUGCUGGCCGUCCAGUGGCCCCGGAGGGACGCAGGCUCUGCUCACCCAGCAGUGGUGGCCAUCGCCCUGACCACAUUCGCCUGCCGACUCCCCUACAACAUCGCCCUCUUGCAACGGGCCCGGCUGAAGCUGCAGGAGGACAUCGGCUCGCCCAAGGACGAGCUCCUCUUGAGCCUUGCGGAGCUGGCCCUGUUUGGGGAGAGCUGCGUGAACUCCUUGGUGACCCUCUUCCUCCACAAACCCUGCAGGCUGGCACUGCUGACCCUUGCAGGGCGUCUCUUCGGAAGGUGCAGGAGAGGAGGGAGGCCAGCAGCGGCUUCUCCUUCCAGUGAGGAUGGAGUGAGGUCCGAGCCCCGCCCACCGGAAAUGGGCCUGACCGGCAGGUGAGGGACGUUCCUGGCAGCUGGGGAACACUGUGUAUUUGCUGGAACUCAGUGUGCCGGUGGGGGGGACAGGACCGGAAGACACGUAUUAAAUACUAGCUUUCUGGCACUCGACUCGAUUUACGCAUGAGGCCUUGGCCCAAACCAACACACUAAAGGACGCCCCACAAGUGAAGGGGGCGGAGGACGUGGGAGAAGCCACCACUCCCAGGCAGAGUGGGUGGGGAUGCGUGGCACGGUGGAGGGGGUCCGGCUUGGCCUGCCUGCUGGCUGGCGUCUUUCUCUGGCUCUACCCCAACCAAACAACCAAGAAGGAACUGAGAGAAAAAGGCACAAUUCGAGACACUUUAUGAUCUGGUCCUAAGUGGUCGUAGUUGCUUAAUCUUCAGCUACCACGUAAAUCUUGCCAAGUACGAACAAGGUUUGUGUCUGUAAGUUUAUCAUCCUCACUGAGGUCCGAGAACCACGCACACAGCCUUAUAAGCACUACCAGGAUGGGCGUGAGCCCCCGACAGCCCUCCUUGCUUCUGUCACCUGGCAGGCCACGUGCCCAUCGCCAGGGGCUCUGGGAAGGGCAGUGAAAAGCUGCUCCCAAAGCACCAUCUGUUCUAUUUGAUGUGUUGUCAGAAAGGCCAGGAACACAUGAAAAUAACGGCACGAAGUGCGGUAAUUGAUCGUACUCUAAAAGGUCAUCAUCAUUCUACCUGGAUUUAAGAUUUUCAGGGUUGAAUAGAGAAGAGACAGGCAAAGGAAAGGGCUCUCUGGGCUUUGUGGAACCUACGCCUACAGAGCUUCAUUUUUUUUUUUUUUAUUACGACCACUUUUCAAGAGCAUGUUUAGGUUUGCCAUAAAAUUAAGAGGAAUUCAGAGGUUUCCCCUCCCCCGCCCUCGCGCAGCCUCCUCACAACCAACCUCCCCACCAGACGGUGCACUGGGUAUGUUGGAAGAGCCUGCACUGUCACAUCACUGUCACCCAGAGUCCGCAGCUUACAUUACCAUCACUCUUGGUGUACGGGAUGAAUAAUGACACGCGCCUACCACAGCAUCCUAGACUAACGACCCCAACAUCUCUGUGCCCCAUCUUCUCCCCCAGCCCCACCCCACAACCUGAUCUCACUGUCCCCAUAGUUUCGUCUUUUCCAGAACGUCGUACAGUUGGGAUGACACAGUGUGUAGCUUUUUCAGAUUAGCUUCUUCCACUUCGUAACAUGCAUUCAAGUUUCCUCCAUGUCUUUCCAUGGCUGAUGGCUCAUUUCUUUUUAGCACUGAGUAAUAGUCCAUUGUCUGGACUGUCUACUUUAAUGAGUAUUUUAAUGUUAAUCUGAAAACUAAAGAACAAAAAAUGCCUUUGUGAGUUUAUCUUUUCCAUGUUUACAUAUUUAUAUUCCUUUUUGGAAGAAUGAGGAUUUGGAUCUUAUACAUAUAAGUAGCUUCUCUAAUAUACCAUUAAAAUAUUAAAUGCUUUCAAAAAAACUCCCCUUCUACUUCUUCUUCACUUCUCACGUAUUGAUAAAAUAUGUCUCACGUGCGACACAUGCAUGGGCUGGUGUGCUCACGCAUGCCCACGCGGGGACAGAGGAAGCACAGGUGACACAGUGGGUCACGUGGAGAGUGACAUUGUCCUCCACCAGCACCGUCCACACGGACAAGCAGCGUCAGGCUGAGUGUGAAGCUGCUGCUUCGUGUGGUGCAGGCAUUCUCAGUAGCCGCUGGACGUUGUGAACGUUCCCUGCUCACCGUUUGAACUUCACUGUCCUUUCUGAAGGUACUUGUAAUGACUCCGGCAAGCACCUCAGCACUUGUAGGUCAGCGCGAUUCUUCCGAGGGUUGUUGUGAAGCUUUGUGGUCAGGUCUCCAGCAGCCUGAAUACUUAGAUGCCCUGUUCGGGUCCCUACUUGUUCCCAUAAAUGUUCAAUGGCGUCCUGUGGUCUGGCUGGUGCAGGUGAAACGCUGGCCAGCCGGCCCUCCGGAGCUCUGGGGGUCGCUGCGCUCCUGCUGGUCGGUCGGGAGCAUCUUCAUGCCCUGUGAGCACAGAUUCAGCCAAAGGCUCCAGGGAUUGCCACCCAGGCCUCGGGAGGGCUUUGUCACCGCAGCUCCCUCCUCUCCAGUGCUGUGCCCUGCCAGUGCGACUGCCUCGGCCCCCAGAAAGAAAGCCCAUCACUGCCCCUCCACCUGGCAGACCCUCCUGUGCUGUUGGGACGGGCCCGAUGGCACCGGGUCCCCACACUGACCCCUCUCACGUGAAAGUCCUGCACCGACUAUGGCUCCAGUGUAUGAAAACAGCUGUCUCAUGUUUCAGCUGGUUUUUAAUGGUUUACGGCAGGAGUACAAGUUCCUUUGAAUUACUCAUGCGUGGCCAGAACUGGAAGGACCUAAAUUAAUGUAUAAAAACACAAGGACAGAUGCCAACAGCUUGCUAGUUUCAAAAGUAAACAAGGUGAUUGAAAGUUCACAUGCACAAGGGGCUCCUUGGGGAAAUGGCUGGUCCUAGGACUGGGCAGCAAAUGUACAAGGUGAGCCUGGAGAAUUCGACCCCACUGAGUUUCUAAGUAUUUCAGCUAAAAAGGAAUACUUUAGAAACCACCACAAGAAUGGAAAUCAGUGGUCUUCACACAUUUUCUUUUCGGCAGUAGGGUCCUUUCUUUAAGCAAAAGCCCAAUAUUGGAGGCAUGAAAGAGGCCCUGCUGCUGCGAGCGGGCGGGGAGCCCAAGUGUUCCCACACCAGGGUGCCCAGACCCCAACAACCGGACCCACGGGACCCAUGACUGACCCAGUUACCCCUCACCCUGUGACAGACUGGACACUGAGAACAGCCACUUUUCAAAGACAGAGCCACGAGAAAGCUCUGGAGCCAAAAGAACCAGGACAACUCGGAGGAGGUGGCUUUCUAGCCAUGGGAGCACGCUCGAACCCCGAAGAGAACGUCUACAAGAAAACUCAACUUUAAAAAGACAAAUGAGAACUGAUGGGAGGCGGGGGGAGAAGCCACUUCCCGUGGCUCCUGAGCCUCCCUGAGGACGGAGCUCGGGGAUCACUUCAGGUGCAGCUGGGACAAGGACCCUGGUAUUCAGCCUGGCAUUCAGCCUGGCAUCCCAGAACGCUCUACCCAUAAGCACCCCCCGGGAACUGGAUGGACCCUCCCCCGGCAGAACCCGGUGUGCACCAUCGGUCUGCGCUCCCGCGAAGAGUAACUCGUGCUCAUUGGACUGAAAUUCCUAAAAUUGGGGUCCGGUUGCCUAUACUAACCAGUCACGUGCGGACUGACAAGUUAUUUAACCACCCAGGGCCCUAAUGGGAUGGUGGCCCUAAGAAGUUGUAAGCACAAAACCAGCAAACAAGCCACAGGACCAUCCGCCCCAAAGUGAAUUCCACAGAAAAUGCGAAGCUGCAGUGGUGGCGUGCUCGCCGGGGACAGCCGUGGAAGUGCAAGAGACAGUAGUUUUCCUGGGAUCUCCAAACCCGCCCCCACAUUACUUCAGAAGGCUGCUAUUCGACUAUUAGAAAAAAACAAGGCGUCCGUCAGUGUGAGGAUGACUCACUGGCCGGUCCCCAUUUAGACGCGGCGGCUCUGGGGGCCGGCGGGAGGAGACGGGCGCUUCCUCCGCUUCAUUCUUGUGCCCCAGCCCAGUGACCACUGUCGCCAAGACGAUACGCCUCCGGCGGCCUUGGCGGACAGCCCUGCAAA
Messenger RNA from Rhinolophus ferrumequinum (greater horseshoe bat), 5603 nucleotides. RefSeq lists its product as uncharacterized. Lineage: Eukaryota; Metazoa; Chordata; Mammalia; Chiroptera; Rhinolophidae. Bases 765 to 1922 code for a protein of 385 amino acids. The record is from RefSeq and is a predicted model, not a curated record. The transcript is spliced from 4 exons.